Molecule: messenger RNA, 309 nt
Organism: Hibiscus syriacus
Lineage: Eukaryota; Viridiplantae; Streptophyta; Magnoliopsida; Malvales; Malvaceae
Product: tetraspanin-2-like
Exons: 2
Coding region: 1-309 (102 amino acids)
Biological process (GO): auxin-activated signaling pathway
Cellular component (GO): plasma membrane; plasmodesma
Source: RefSeq, a predicted model, not a curated record
AUGAAUUCGGGAUGUUGCAAGCCCCCUACUAUCUGUGGGUAUAAGUUCGUGAACCUGACAGAGUGGACGAACCCGUCGAACCUGACCGGAGAUCCUGACUGCUACCUAUGGAGCAAUGACCAGACGCAGCUGUGCUAUAACUGCAACGCAUGCAAGACUGGUUUGCAAGGGAAUUUGAGGAAGGAAUGGAGAAAAGCCAGUAUAAUUCUCAUUGUGGCGGUGGUGUUGCUCAUUUGCGUCUAUGUUGUUGCUUGCAGUGCGUUUAGAAACGCACAAACGGAGGAGCUCUUCAACCGCUACAAACGCUAG